AUGCAGGAGCAGCCGUUGCUCGAUAUGUUCGGUGUUAUGAGUGUCUGCAAUCGAGCGCAAUUCGAACAUGUACGCCGAUCCAAACGAUCCGUAUGCAAGGCGCGUGCACAAGCUAAAGUCUCAAUGGAGCAGUUGCACGCAGCACAGAUUUCCAAGCGAUUCACCGUCUUGUUAGUUACUGUUCUCGGGGUGUUUGAAUUUCAUGUAAUGUUUCUAAUCGUCCUUAUACAAGCAUACUUUUUAUAA
Messenger RNA from Gongylonema pulchrum, 246 nucleotides. Lineage: Eukaryota; Metazoa; Nematoda; Chromadorea; Rhabditida; Gongylonematidae. The record is from the annotation of a GenBank genome assembly.